Molecule: messenger RNA, 391 nt
Organism: Ascoidea rubescens DSM 1968
Lineage: Eukaryota; Fungi; Ascomycota; Saccharomycetes; Ascoideales; Ascoideaceae
Exons: 1
Coding region: 193-381 (62 amino acids)
Source: RefSeq, a predicted model, not a curated record
CAACUCACAUUGUUUAAUAAAAACGAUUGCAAUAGAUUCAUUGUUGACAUUCAGAACAAUAUUUUCAUCCUUUACAAUGUGAUCAAGUUGCUGCUUCUUUCUAUGCUGCUUCUUUUCCAGAAACCACCUACGCUGAACCAAUGCUUACUCAAUUUCAGACCAUCACAAAAUUACAUUCUCCAACGCAAAACGAUGGCGAAUCAUGUUGGUGAUGAUGCGUUUGCCGGUAGAUCAGAUUCAACCACGCUAGUCUCUGUUGGUGAAAACUAUUCAGGAAUCCAAAACAAAAAAGUAUCACAUGCUAUCGUUGCGACCACAAAGGGCUACUCGUUUGUGAGUGUUUGGCACUACGGACUGCUUCUCCUGAUCCAUCAAUUCUAGCUGGUGGCUG